Molecule: messenger RNA, 632 nt
Organism: Xyrauchen texanus (razorback sucker)
Lineage: Eukaryota; Metazoa; Chordata; Actinopteri; Cypriniformes; Catostomidae
Product: brain natriuretic peptide-like
Exons: 3
Coding region: 46-435 (129 amino acids)
Biological process (GO): receptor guanylyl cyclase signaling pathway; neuropeptide signaling pathway; negative regulation of systemic arterial blood pressure
Cellular component (GO): extracellular region; nucleus; cytoplasm
Molecular function (GO): hormone activity; hormone receptor binding
Source: RefSeq, a predicted model, not a curated record
AGACAAGAAAAACGACAGAGAAGUAACGAACAGAAAACUGGAAACAUGAAAUCGUUUGACAUUCCUCUCGCUGGCCUCUUCUUACUCUUAACUGUUCAGCUCAUGGGCACAUUUCCACUACAUAAUACAGCCUUAACAACCGACGACAUGGAUGUCUUAAAGCUUCUUCUACAACAACUUGAAGAGUCCAUUCCUGUUUCAUCUCAAGACCGAAAAGUGUCACAGGUGGACGAAAAGGUGGCUGAUCUUGAAGAAAUCCUCAUUCAACCUCAAACCAAAAUGGACAUGAGACAGCAUCUGUCUGCUCGGGACUUGAAGACAGUCCGACAGGACUCCAAGAGAUCCUCCGGGUGUUUCGGGCGCAGACUGGACAGAAUUGGGUCCAUGUCGUCUUUGGGAUGUAAUACUGUUCGGUCAAGUCCGAAAAGAAAGUGAUGUCUUAAUGAUUAGAGACUUCAAUGUCCUCAUCUAUGACAGCCUCCAAAAUUGUUCUUAACUAUGCAUAUUUGUAACAUAGGUCUAUUUAUUAAAUUGUUUAAAUAGUCGAAUAUAUAUUUAUGUGCAUCUUUAAUGUAAUUACUUGUAAAUCAUUCAUAUGUAAUUUCCUGCUUUAUUCGUAAUAAAUAUUUACA